Molecule: messenger RNA, 1967 nt
Organism: Hypomesus transpacificus
Lineage: Eukaryota; Metazoa; Chordata; Actinopteri; Osmeriformes; Osmeridae
Gene: tmem81
Product: transmembrane protein 81
Exons: 4
Coding region: 215-1093 (292 amino acids)
Source: RefSeq, a predicted model, not a curated record
GAGGUGACAGGUCACAGAUUGCAGUGAUUGUCUUCUUCACUUGCGGAUAGGCCUACUUCACUUGCGGACCUUGCUUUAUGAGUCAUUAACGCUGAUGACCUUCCAUCAUCUAAAAUCAUUCCAGAUUACAUUUCAGUACUCUGGACUAAAUCAACAGGUUGGGGAAACCUUAGCAUCAGCUUUAGUUGGUGCAGACUAGGCUUUAACAUCAUUUAUGUAUACAGGCAUGCCCAAUGUGCUUCUCUGGCUGGCCCUCCUUCUCUUCCCGCUGCCACCAACCCGUCCCCAGACCCCCCCACUGCUGUCGGCAGGUGACCUGGAGGAGAUGAACGCUGUGCCAGCCGAGGUCAUAGUACACAGCACCGCCUGCAGCGCCACCUGUGGCUUAGGGGUGCGUCAACAGGAGCUGUGCCCCAUGCGGGAGGGUCAGGUUGAGAAGGGAGGGUGCCGGAUGAGGUGGGUGCGCUGUCUGGACACAUGGCAGUGUGGGCUGCAGACAAUCACAGGGCCAGAGGGUGGCCACCUGGAGCUGGACUGCCUGGGACAAGUGAUGGAGGCCAUGGGGAGGUACUCCUUCAGGGUGUCAUGGCGUUACGCCAGAGGAAUCAUCACCUCAGACGACUCUCUCUUUGUGCUGUACAACUCUCCUCAUCUGGACCGGGUGGUUCUGGGUCUGCUCCAGGAGGACAAUGCUGGUACAUAUCGUUGUGAAGUCCAGGACUCCACCUUCCAUCUGGUCAAGAGGGUCUACAAAGGGGUCCGGGUUGUGCCUCCCCAGGUGCUGAGUCUGGACUACGAUAGUGCUUUGGUCAGGUGGGACAAAGUCGACCUGAGUCACUCCCCCAACCUUACGGGGGUGACUGGGUCUCCGUACACAGGAAGGGUGGUCCGCAACAUUGUUCUGACAAGCUUAGUGGCGUCGGCUGCCCUGGCUGGACUUAUCCUGCUGGGUUUGAGCUUACUUAUCCAGAGGAGAAGAUGGUGGAAAAGCUGUCGGAGAGGUGAGAGGGUCCUGCUCGCCAGACUGCUACCUCCUCCUGGAGGAAGAGGAGGGCUGGAAGGAGAGGGCGCACACACACACCUUCACCUCUGACCUCUGACCCUAGGCCCAGCUCACCCCAAGACCCAUAAAACAGACAGUAAAUCUUAGUACAGUUGUCCCUUUCUUGAUCACACCCCAGUUCCAACACUGUCCUACCUCAUUUUACCUGUAGGUGAUACUGUUGGUUCAUAUGUGUGCUGUGGUUACGGAGCUGCUUGGUAACAUGUCUGUAGUUCAGGGGUGGAUGUUGGGUUUGUGGCUUUUGCUGAUGAUCUGUGGACAGAAAUUAACCAAGCUAAAUGAGCCAAUCCUCAGUGGUAAUAAUCUACGUGGGUGAAAUAGUUAUGAGUGUCAGGAAGCACAUGAUGUAUAGGAGUGACAUUCAGUUACUCAGAUGCAUAUACUCUAUUCAUGUAUUGGUAUACACACACACACAUACACACACACACACACACAUCAAAGGGACUGAUGUUUGUCCCACAGCAUCCACUACUGCAGUCAUUAAUAUCCAAGCUUCCUGGCCUUGGAGUUUUCUGGCCAAUGUUUAAUGUUCAAAGUGUAGAAGGUGAUUCUGUCUCUUUGUCAUCCAGCCUCUCAAUGCCUGCAAGGAUGUACAAUGACACACACACAAACAUACACACACACUUGCACACACACACACACUCACACAAACAUAUGCACAAACUGACACACACACACAUACUCACAGAAGCUAUAAUGCAAUGCCUAUGGAGACUAUGAAAACACGCAUCUAUUUGAAGUGGAGUUGUUGGUUUGAACAUAAAUGAAGUAGAAUGCUACAGGCAAAGUCAUUUGUGAGAGAAGCUUCCUUGGAGAGGCUUUCAAUGCACUGUUCCCGUGUGUGUGCAUUUACAUGUCAAUUGGUGCGUCUGUGUGUAUUUGUUGUGUUAUAAAUAAGCCUAUA